AUGACAACAGAUUCAAACACUUUCAAGUCAAAUCACCCCGGACCGGAUGAAGAUGGAGCAAAGAAACUUCGAAGAGCUUGCAAUGUUUGCCAUCGAAUGAAACUACGCUGCUCGGGGACAAGUCCCUGCACUCGCUGCAAAAAGGCGGGGUCCGAAUGUGUGUACUCAUUUGCGGCCAAGAUCGGCAAGCCUAAAGGCAGUCGAAAUAAGAAGACAUUGGAAAAGUUACAACAGAGGAACGAAACUAUCGGAGAGAGUAGAUUUCAUCAUCCGAUUAUAACUACUCCGGUCACCGAUCGCUCUGUUUCUCUCGAUUGCGAUUUUGAUGACGAGGAGGUGUCUGAAGACCAAGAUAACAUUUUGAACCUUGACACUUGGAUGUCAGAUCACACUUUGGUUUCCUUAUCAGAUGUGGAAUUCCCUAUUGAUAUCGAUUGUUUGAAAGAAACCACGAUGUGGGAUGCACAAGGGUCGUCCGAUACAACAACCGACGGGCUUGACCAACAUUUCUUCGCUUCUCCGCCCAGUUUAUCUGGGGUGGUGCAGUCCAUUGGUCUCUUUCCGGGUGACAUGCAGCCACUAGAAAAUACCGGCCUUCAAUCCCAGUUUCAGAUGACAGAAAGUUCAUCAACGACACAGCUGGAUGGUCCAAGUCAACGGAAUGGCCAUAAUAGCUGUUUAUGUCUUCAGCAUCAGUUCGAAUCCCUUUGCAAACUCAAAGCUCUGGAGCAAAGCUGUGGACCAGUUCAGGCGGACACGGAUUUUGCAACAACUUUAAACGCACUUACUGCUACUCAAACGGUUCUUAAUUGCGACCAUUGCCAAGAAGACUCUGAGACAAACAUGUUAGUUACAAUGGUGGUAGAUUUGGCGUUUCGUCGCCUUCAGAACUUGACUGCCGCUACGCCAGACGGCUUGGUGGAGCUCCGACUCACCCUCGGAGGCAUAGAGAUGGUCGAGACUGAACCAUUGUCAUCGAUGCGCAAAACCAUUGUCACAUUAGCUCGCGACCAAGUUGAGCAAGUUUUUAUUGCGAUGCGCACGCGUGUCAGUCAAUUAAAUGCACGGGCAAAGGAAACGACUCAAAAUGAUGUUGACAAAAUGCAUGCUAUGAAGUUGCAACUGACUUUGAUGCGCCUCGAGAUGAUGUUCACAGCUCUUCAGACGAUUUUAAAAUAG
Molecule: messenger RNA, 1179 nt
Organism: Penicillium waksmanii
Lineage: Eukaryota; Fungi; Ascomycota; Eurotiomycetes; Eurotiales; Aspergillaceae
Product: Zn(II)2Cys6 transcription factor domain-containing protein
Exons: 3
Coding region: 1-1179 (392 amino acids)
Biological process (GO): positive regulation of transcription by RNA polymerase II
Cellular component (GO): nucleus
Molecular function (GO): sequence-specific DNA binding; DNA-binding transcription factor activity, RNA polymerase II-specific; zinc ion binding
Source: RefSeq, a predicted model, not a curated record